AUGUCUGUGUCUAAGUUAUAUGGAAGAUCAAUGAAAAUGUUGCAAAUGGUAAUCCAUGAAGACGCCAAUAUUGAAAACAAAGAAAGUGAGAUAAAGCAAGUUGAAGAGUGUUCUUUGCCACAAAAUGAAUUACAAAGUCUAGAUGCUGAACAGACAUUGAACAUAGAAAAAUGUCCAGGCCCUAUUUUUAUAUCUAAUAAUAAUGAAGUUGGUGAGAUACAGCAAUAUGUUGAAGAGAAUCAUUUGCCUCUGAAUGAAGUACAUAAUCGAAGUGUUGAGCAGGCAAUAAAUAUGGAAAGUUGUACAGACGAUAGGUUCGUAGCCAGCCAGCAUGAGCCAGCAAAUGAAGCUUCUAAUCUAAGUGGCGAGCUUAUUGAAAUUUUACGGGGAGGAGAAUAUGAAGAAAUUAACUAA
Parnassius apollo (apollo) is the source of this 414-nucleotide messenger RNA. Lineage: Eukaryota; Metazoa; Arthropoda; Insecta; Lepidoptera; Papilionidae. The record is from the annotation of a GenBank genome assembly.